GGCCACCCUUCGCUGCGCAGCUGCAGUGUCUGAAAGGCGACGGUUCUGUGGACACUGACGUCACUGGAGUUAGCGAAGAGAGAGAUCUGCCCAGUUGCUCAAAUUAUCUGCUACCAUGUUUCAUGGAAUCCCUGCCAGUGUAGGAGUUGCUGGAGCUCCAAAUAAACCUGAAUUGUAUGAGGAAGUCAAACUGUACAAAAACGCAAGAGAACGAGAAAAGUAUGACAACAUGGCAGAGCUUUUUGCUGUAGUGAAGACCCUCCAAGCUUUAGAGAAAGCAUAUAUCAAGGACUGUGUGACUCCUAAUGAGUACACAGGUGCCUGUUCCAGACUGCUUGUACAGUAUAAAGCUGCAUUCAAACAAGUCCAGGGCUCUGAUGUGGGAUCCAUUGAUGACUUCUGUAGGAAGUACAGACUUGACUGCCCUUUAGCUAUGGAGAGAAUCAAAGAAGAUCGGCCAAUAACCAUUAAAGAUGACAAAGGCAACUUGAAUCGCUGCAUAGCGGAUAUUGUCUCACUCUUCAUCACGGUGAUGGAUAAGUUGCGUUUGGAGAUCCGGGCCAUGGAUGAGAUCCAGCCUGAUUUGAGGGAGCUGAUGGAAACCAUGAACAGGAUGAGCAACAUGCCUCCUGAUUCUGAGGCCAAGGACAAGGUUAACUUAUGGUUGACAACCUUGAGCAGCAUGUCUGCUUCUGAUGAAUUGGAUGACUCCCAGGUUCGCCAGAUGCUCUUCGAUCUGGAAUCUGCUUACAAUGCCUUCAAUCGUUUUCUGCACUCGUCCUAAACUCUGCCUCUUUCUUAUGGAACUCCUUUGAACAUUCAACGUUCUCCAAACUGCAGUCCCACAGUACCCCUCCACCCAUCCUUCAUCUACAGAAUCCCACUAACAGAAAAAGAAAACCUCUGCACUUAAAUCAUCUCUUUUGAAGUCACUUUACUACUACUCUGAAAUCUGCCCCAAAGUCCCUUUCCUUCCUGUUCUACUUCUUUAUCAAGUAUCCAUUUACCUUUCUGUGUCAUCUGGAAAAGACCUGUUUCACCUCUCAUGCUGGCACCUUGACCAGUGUUUGAGGCAUUAAGAGCAUCAGUCUGCCCAUUCUUGCUCUGAUAAACAACUAAUUUUUCAGGUCUGUCUUUCAGUAUGUUUUUAUGUUUGCAUUCCUCUUCUUACUGGUCAACUGCAAAAACCUCUAACAGAAAGAGGACACAGGUUAAUUUGAUGGAUUGGAAAAGGAUAACUGGAGAUAUAGAUUGAAUUUCAGUGUGGAAACAUCUGUUCUCAUUCAAUGAAGGUGUUAUCUUUCAUGGUUAUUCUUAGUGCCACUAUCCCAUAUCUUCAGGUUCUGAGGUCUGAUUUUUUUUGAUCUAGUUGCAUGUUUUAUGUUCAACUCAUUAAAUUUGUUCAGUUUGAGUCAAAGCAUCAUCAAGAGUCAAAGAUUAAUAUUAAUUUGU
Messenger RNA from Scleropages formosus (Asian bonytongue), 1452 nucleotides. RefSeq names its product VPS28 subunit of ESCRT-I (gene vps28). Gene Ontology annotation, cellular component: ESCRT I complex. Gene Ontology annotation, molecular function: protein-containing complex binding. Gene Ontology annotation, biological process: protein transport to vacuole involved in ubiquitin-dependent protein catabolic process via the multivesicular body sorting pathway. Lineage: Eukaryota; Metazoa; Chordata; Actinopteri; Osteoglossiformes; Osteoglossidae. The transcript has 10 exons. The coding region runs from base 116 to 784 and encodes 222 amino acids. The record is from RefSeq and is a predicted model, not a curated record.